Pseudoliparis swirei is the source of this 4401-nucleotide messenger RNA. It is a transcript of the gene ctr9, whose product is annotated as CTR9 homolog, Paf1/RNA polymerase II complex component. Gene Ontology annotation, cellular component: Cdc73/Paf1 complex. Gene Ontology annotation, biological process: regulation of DNA-templated transcription. The transcript is spliced from 19 exons. Lineage: Eukaryota; Metazoa; Chordata; Actinopteri; Perciformes; Liparidae. The record is from RefSeq and is a predicted model, not a curated record. Bases 1236 to 4121 code for a protein of 961 amino acids. Gene Ontology annotation, molecular function: RNA polymerase II complex binding.
AGAGUGAAAUCCCCCCUCGCAAACAAUUCUCGGCUCGCGCGACAGAGCGAUGUGCGCGCCGGCAUCGAAGCUCUGCCGUGAUGCGCGCACACGGGUGAGCACCGCGUAUUCGGUCCCAUCAAUCCCCUACAACGUGAAGCAUCGGCUACUUUAGAAAACAUGGCAGGAUGCAAGUUCAACAACGGCUUGAAAAGAACGAGUGUUUCUGGUCAUGGUCGGUGAAAUGCUUCUGAAUCUGCGUUAUGUGUCGCGAGACUUUCCAGCGGUGGAAUCUCACGUGCAGAGCAAGAAGCACAGAGACUAGCGAAGGCCGCCCGCGGGGCUAGCUGCUGCUCCGCCGCUAGCUCCUGCUCCGCCGCCCGCAACGACGUCAACUACAACGCUGGAGGUCACCGGAGGAAAUCCAGCGCCUUGCAACAAAGAGCUCAUCACCGAAGACCAACGCUGCAGUGCGUUCUUCAUUCUGUUCCACGAGACUCUGGACCAGACCACCGCGAGCAGACAGCUGGACUUCAUGUGCGUUAUUGGUGAAAUGACCACGUCCAGUCAGGAUCCUGUGGAGCUCAUGGGCCAUGACACCAGGACCUACUUCAGCACCUCAAAGAGAAUGGACCAAAUGUCAACUGGAAGUUUUUAUAUUAAUACAGUUUGAAAAGGAUUGUUUUCCUAGUAUAUUCACAAAAGCUCAGCAGUAGACAUGAACCUGUGCACAAACAUCCAUCACAUAGAGACAUGAGAACUCACACUCACUCACCCACACACACAUACAUUCUAUUAUGUAAAUGAAUUUGCAUUUUAAAAGCAGCUGGAAAUGUUAUUUGUUAUUUUAUGGAUUUUUUUUGUUCAAAAGGAACUAUGUUGCAUGUAUUUUUUAAAUAUAUUUACUUAAUUUUAGAGACAUUUGUUCAUGGGACUUAAAUGUUCUGAAAAUGUAUUAAUAAAUAUAAUUUACAACAGCAAUGACAUUUGUGUUAUCCUUUUGCAUUACACCAUACUGUUAAUUUUGAACAGACAUCAGUGUGUUUACUUUGAAUUAAUUAAUUUAGAUUAAUGUAUAUUUCCAUCGUAAAUUAGGUCUUAAAUUUUAUUUAGACGUGGUCUUAAAAAGUCUUAAAGUCUUAAAUUUCACUGGUUUAUUCCUGUAGACACCCUGUGUAAGGUACGUGUUGCAAGUUCCGCCUCAUCGAUCUUCUGUCUUGUUCUUGUGUCUCUUUCCAGCUGAGGUAAGGCUGGGGAUGGGCCACUGUUUUGUCAAGCUCAGCAAACUGGAGAAGGCUCGUUUGGCGUUUAGCCGAGCGCUGGAGCUUAAUUCCAAAUGCGUGGGAGCUCUUGUUGGUUUGGCGGUUCUAGAGCUCAACAACAAGGAGGCCGAUUCCAUCAAGAACGGAGUGCAGCUCCUCUCGCGGGCCUACACCAUCGACCCCAGCAACCCCAUGGUGCUCAACCACCUAGCCAACCACUUUUUCUUCAAAAAGGACUACAGUAAAGUGCAGCAUCUGGCCCUCCACGCUUUCCACAACACCGAGGUCGAGGCCAUGCAGGCUGAGAGCUGCUACCAGUUAGCUCGCUCAUUCCACGUGCAGGAGGACUACGACCAAGCGUUUCAGUAUUACUACCAGGCCACUCAGUUUGCCUCGUCCACGUUUGUGUUGCCCUUCUUCGGCCUGGGGCAGAUGUAUGUGUAUCGAAGGGACAAAGAGAACGCGGCACAGUGCUUCGAAAAGGUCUUAAAGGCCUACCCCAACAACUACGAAACGAUGAAAAUUCUGGGGUCUCUUUAUGCUUCAUCUGACGACCAGGAAAAGAGAGACGUUGCAAAAGGUCACCUGAAGAAGGUAACAGAGCAGUACCCAGACGAUGUGGAGGCGUGGAUCGAGCUGGCUCAGAUUCUGGAGCAGACCGAUAUUCAAGGAGCGCUGUCGGCGUACGGCACAGCCACCCGCAUCCUGCAGGAGAAGGUGCAGGCGGACGUCCCCCCCGAGAUCCUCAACAACCUCGGGGCUCUUCACUUCAGACUGGGCAACCUGGGAGAGGCCAAGAAAUACUUCCUUGCGUCUCUCGAACGGGCCAAAGCCGAAGGCGAGCAUGACGAGCGUUACUACAACGCCAUUUCUGUUACCACCUCCUACAAUCUGGCCCGUCUGUACGAGGCGAUGUGUGAAUUCCACGAAGCAGAGAAACUCUACAAAAACAUCUUGAGAGAGCAUCCUAACUACGUGGACUGUUAUCUUCGCCUUGGAGCAAUGGCUCGCGACAAAGGGAAUUUCUACGAAGCCUCUGAUUGGUUCAAAGAGGCCCUGCAGAUUAAUCAGGAUCACCCGGAUGCCUGGUCCCUGAUAGGGAACCUUCACUUGGCCAAACAGGAAUGGGGACCGGGUCAGAAGAAGUUUGAGCGUAUUCUGAAGCAGCCGUCCACACAAAACGACACCUACUCCAUGCUGGCUCUGGGUAACGUGUGGCUGCAGACGCUGCACCAGCCCACAAGAGACCGGGAAAAGGAAAAGAGACACCAGGACCGAGCCCUGGCGAUAUACAAACAAGUCCUGCGAAAUGACUCCAAGAACCUCUACGCUGCCAACGGCAUCGGUGCCGUCCUGGCCCACAAGGGCUUCUUCAGAGAGGCUCGUGAUGUGUUUGCGCAGGUGAGGGAGGCCACCGCGGACAUCAGUGACGUCUGGCUGAAUCUGGCGCACAUCUAUGUGGAACAGAAGCAGUACAUCAGUGCUGUGCAGAUGUAUGAGAACUGCCUGAAAAAGUUUUACAAAUACCAGAACACCGAGGUGCUGCUGUACCUGGCGAGGGCGCUCUUCAAAUGUGGCAAACUCCAAGAGUGCAAGCAGAUGCUGCUGAAGGCCCGUCACGUGGCGCCCAGCGACACGGUGCUCAUGUUCAAUGUGGCCCUGGUGCUCCAGAGACUGGCCACCCUGGUACUGAAAGAUGAGAAAAGCAACUUGAAGGCGGUGCUCAGCGCUGUGAAAGAGCUUGAACUGGCUCACAGGUAUUUCAGCUACCUCUGCAAGGCCGGAGACAAGAUGAGGUUUGAUCUCGCUCUUGCUGCUUCUGAGGCCAGGCAGUGCUCUGACCUGUUGAGUCAGGCUCAGUACCACGUGGCCAGAGCCAGAAAGCAGGAUGAGGAGGAGAAGGAGCUUCGGGCCAAACAAGAACAGGAGAGGGACGCGCUGCGUCAACAGAUGAGGAAAGAACAGGAGGACAAGCGGAACAAAGCGGUGGAGGGACAGAAGAAGCUCUUGGAGCAGAGAGCGUUGUACGUGGAGAAGACCAAGGGCCUGCUCACCUUCUCAGAGGGAUCAAAGGAAAUGGCCAAAGACAAGAAGAGGGGCGGAGGACGUCGUAAGAAGGGCGACAUGGAUGAGUUUGUCAACGACUCUGAUGAAGACCUGCCAAUGAAGAGGAAGAGAAGGAGAAAGGGCGGCAGUGGCAGUGAACAGGAAGAGGGGGCGGACGGAGAGAAGUCCCGCAGGAGGAGGAGGAACGAUGACGAGGAAGGAGGGUCACGGUCCAGGAAGCAGCGCAGACCCAAAGAACGCAGGAGGAUGGAUAGGCAGCAGCCUGAGCGUCUGCCGCCGUCUUUCAAAGGAAAGAUCAAGUCUAAGGCGAUCAUCUCUUCUUCUGAGUCCUCUUCAGAUGAGGAUGGCUUGAAAAUAGCUGAAGACAAACAACACAAGGACAGUGGCUCAGGAUCUGAUGAGGGCGGCCACAGCAAGCGGAUCGCGUCCGACAGUGAGUCCGAUGCAGGAAGGAACCACUCUGGCAGUGAGGCGGGCAGCCCUCGGCGCUCUGCGGGCUCAGAGGAUGACUCUGGCAGCGACCGUCCAGUGAAGAAGAGGAGGGUGCAGCGGCAAUCUGACUCUGAGCAGUCGGACAAUGAGAGCAAGAAGAGUCGGUCAGGAUCCGAUGACGAGUCCCGGCCUGGUUCGGCCGUCCCGGCGUCCGACCGAGGAUCAGAUCGUGGAUCUGAAGCGGGAUCCGACGAGGGUUCACCGCGGCGCUCCGACAACGAAGGUUCCCCGCGGCGCUCCGACGAGGGUUCCCCGCGGCGCUCUGACGAGGGUUCCCCGCGGCGCUCCGACAACGAAGUCUCCAACAAUGACAGCGAUUAAACCUUCCUUAUUCCCAUGUAAUGCUGAGAAGUCAUUUUUAUUUUGUAUUAAAGCAGGGAUUUCUGUCUGUGCGAUGUCUGGCAUUAGCCCUGAAGGGUAGAUUUGUGUUGUCCCAGCAGUGCAUUACUCAUCUUACUGGAAAUGUCUUUACAGAUUUUUUUUUGGAUAGAUCAAUGGUUUGAAGUAAACAAAAAAAAUAUAAACAUCUAUUUUCUAUCGAAGAUGGUCAGAUGAGACCAAAAAUAAGGAGAUGCAGUCAAAUAAAAAUGUCAAACGUGAA